AUGGCAAUCAACUUGCCUACUCCAGGGCUCUCCCCUUCGACCUCUGUCGGCCCUUCGCCCGCUUUCGAAAUCAUUCAGUCUCCCGAUGAUACGGAUGUAGAGGGCUUUGACUUUGACCUCGGUCCCGCGGCCAAAGAGGAGAAGGAUCACAUCCCCGAAUGCUGGGGACAUCGAGGAGUGAGUGGUGCUGCUGAAAACACUCGCGCAUCAUUCAUUGAAGCGUGUAAGGCAGGAGCAGAUGGCAUUGAGACGGACAUCCACAUCACGUCCGACAACGAAUUGGUCAUGUUCCAUGAUCCGAACCUUUCUCGAACGACAGAUGGCCAAGGCAGAAUCGACUCGCAACCAUGGCACGGGGUCUUGGAACACGUGAGGACCAAGCAGUCUCCUCAUCAACCUAUCCCUCGCUUCACCGAGGUCCUCGACAUCCUGAUGGAUCAUCCUGGGGUCAAGCUCAAUCUGGACUGCAAGAUCGAGAACGAACCUUACAAGCUAUUUGGACUGGUCAAAACUGUCAUCGAGUCUUAUCCUGAUUGGGCGACAAAGCUUGCUCCUCGUAUCAUCCUCGGCCUUUGGCACCCCAAAUACAUCGGCCCUGCAUCCCAGCUGUUGCCCUACCUUCCCAGGUAUUGCAUCUCUAUGUCUAUCCCCCAAGUUCGACAGUACUUUUUCCAACACUGUCAUGGAUUCAGCGUUUAUUUUGAGGCUCUGGCUUCUGCCGACGGUGCAGCCUUCAGGGCCGAAUGCAAAGCUGCUGGCAAGUGGAUUUGCUCCUGGACAGUCAACGACAAGGAGGAAAUGCGAGAAUGUGUCAGGUGGGGCAUAAAGAGCAUCAUCUCGGACAAGCCUGCGCUAUGGAGGGAAGUGAAGGCUGAGAUACUCGCCGAUCGUGCCAAGGCCCUCAAGCCAUCGCUGACGACCUAUGUUCUUCCGUGGUCUUCGAAGAAAAAGUACUGGUUCGACUAUGAGCAAAAGGCGAGAGAAGAAUUCGAAUACCUCGAAAAGGAAGGAGGCAGAUUCGACGAUGUCAUCGUGCCGGAACUUUCGUUGAGGAUCGCCAAACCUGGCGACGUAAUGAGUGGCCAAGGCGUCUUGGCCUGA
Kockovaella imperatae is the source of this 1101-nucleotide messenger RNA. RefSeq names its product PLC-like phosphodiesterase. Gene Ontology annotation, biological process: lipid metabolic process. Bases 1 to 1101 code for a protein of 366 amino acids. Gene Ontology annotation, molecular function: phosphoric diester hydrolase activity. Lineage: Eukaryota; Fungi; Basidiomycota; Tremellomycetes; Tremellales; Cuniculitremaceae. The transcript is spliced from 7 exons. The record is from RefSeq and is a predicted model, not a curated record.